This is a messenger RNA of Sinocyclocheilus rhinocerous, 439 nucleotides long. Its product is annotated as gamma-glutamylaminecyclotransferase B-like. Lineage: Eukaryota; Metazoa; Chordata; Actinopteri; Cypriniformes; Cyprinidae. The record is from RefSeq and is a predicted model, not a curated record. The annotation marks the transcript as partial. The transcript has a single exon. Gene Ontology annotation, cellular component: cytosol. Gene Ontology annotation, molecular function: gamma-glutamylaminecyclotransferase activity.
UGUGCCCGGGACGGGUCAGCGCGUCCACGGCGAGAUCUACUGCGUGGACCAGAAGAUGCUGGACUUCCUGGACGAGUUUGAAGAUGUUCCUAAGUUGUACCAACGCAUCAAGGUCCAGCUGGAGGUGCAGGAUGGGGAUGGUGAAGGAGAAAACACACUGAAACCUGGAAGCGUCGUGGAAGCUUUAAUGUACAGCACGAAUAAAUAUAAACCUGAGUGGCUCCAGAAACCAACAUAUGAGAGUUAUGAUACGUACGGUGAUCACGGACUGCAAUAUCAUGAGGACACAAACCCUGAGUAAUGACUGUACAGGUGCUGCUUACCAGGGUCCAAAAUUAACAUUUUACCAACCUGUCAGUGUCACGUCAGUUUACCAUUUAGAUGUUUUACAACAAAACUUAUCUUGCAUUUUGUAAAUUUUAUAUACAUUUUACACACA